AAACCACUUGAAAUCCCAAUUUCUUUAAGCUCUCCGCCAUUUCCUUUCCAAAGCUCACUCGCUCUUUCGUCGCAGUCCGCCAUGGCUGCCUCUCUUCAGAGCUUCGCCACCCUCCGAAACCCUAACCCUAGCGCCAAUCUCUAUCGCAGCAGGGUGCCGCAGGCUUUCUGCCGCCUUUCUUUCUCUUCCUUCUUGCAGCUCGAAGCCGUUCCUCCUUGUGGCUUGGGUCUGGCUCAAUCCUCCCUCUCGAAGAGAAGCCCCGGGUUUCGCCUCAUCGCGGUGGAACGAUGGGCCUCGAGGCCCGUCCCCUUCGCGGCUUCGAAUGAGGAAUCGAAACAGUUAGAUAUUGAAGUGGAGAAGGACACGGAUAAUAUUGAAAAAAAGACAGACAACUCACAGGAAGCAUUGAAGCAGGCACUAGAACAUGUUAAAGCAGAAGCAAUGAAAGCGAAAGCCAUGUCCCAAGAAGCAUAUGAAGUGUACUCAAAGAAAGCGAUGGAGAUAUUGCUAGAGGCAUCUGAGAAGCUGAAGAUUCAGGCAGGGAAAGCACAGAAUGAUUUGAGUAUAAUAGCAAAAGAACUCAGUGAAGAAGGAAAAGAAUAUCUUAAUACAAUGGCAAAGAAUUAUCCUGAUUCAGUUAAGGAUAUUCUGGAAACUUUCACAUCAUAUAGUGAAUUGAAGAGCAUAUCUGAGGUCCGAGAUUACCACAUUGGCAUUCCUUAUGGAACAUCUCUUGCGAUUGGAGGCUUUCUUUUUUUCAUGUUGACUGAAAGCAUUCCUGCUAUUCGGUUUGGUAUCAUUCCUGGUGCUGCACUUUUGGCUCUAAGCAUAUUAAGUUUGAGAUCUUGGAAACGCGGACAACCAUCACCACUAAAUUUGAAAGGGCAAGCUGCAAUUGCAUCGAUUAUCAGCAUAAGGGUAUUUCGGUGGUUCUGUCAGAUGCGAUCUUUUUCAACUCUUUUAAUGGUCAUCAUUAGUGGAGGAGUGUUAGCUUUCUAUGUUUACUUGAUCUCAAGGGACAGUCACAAUAAAGGUCCAGCUGUGGAACAGACCUCAGAUAAUUAAUGGUCUGGGUAGAGGAAUAAAUGAACUUUCAGAGUUCAACAGCAGAGUGAGUAUUUUUGUCACCAUCCUUUGUCCUUCUCGCUCUUCACGAUGGCACUAACCUGUUUGAUGCUUUAACUGGUCAGCAGAAGUUGGAUUUUGGUGGUAUGUAGAAUGUGCUGUGAGAGGAUUUCUUUGAGUUGAGAGAGGUUUUUUUCUCCUUUUCUUCCUGGCAUGUAAUGUAAUUCUAGUAGUUCUAGAGAUUCCACUAGAAAUGGAUGAUCUAGGAGAAAAACAGCCCAGAUAGUGCUUAUUGUGUCUAAAUUCUAAUUUAUUAUUGUAUGGCCAAUCAUGUGUCCAUAUUCUCAA
This is a messenger RNA of Elaeis guineensis (African oil palm), 1413 nucleotides long. RefSeq names its product protein FATTY ACID EXPORT 3, chloroplastic. Lineage: Eukaryota; Viridiplantae; Streptophyta; Magnoliopsida; Arecales; Arecaceae. Gene Ontology annotation, biological process: fatty acid transport. The record is from RefSeq and is a predicted model, not a curated record. Gene Ontology annotation, cellular component: chloroplast inner membrane. Gene Ontology annotation, molecular function: fatty acid transmembrane transporter activity.